AUGAGCCUAUCCUUGCGCCACGCGCCAUUCAUCGUGCUUUCACCGCUGGACCAUUCUCCUGCACACCGGGAUGUGCAGCAAAAUGCACGUGGAGACGCGUGUGGUUUCCAUCGCUUGGGGCGGCGAUGGUGCCAGGCCGUCUUGGCGGGCGCCACGUCGAUUCGAGCCAAGAGCAGGCAGCAAGCGCUAGCUGGGGCGCCGUCUCGGCGCACACAGCUGCUGGUGGAUGCGGACCAGUUCAGCAUAGAGAUGAUACAGGAGGCCAUUCGCCUCCUGGGCGGCCAUGGACAGGUGACGACCUUCAUCUUCGCCGAGCCGGGCCGCAGGAGGAAUGCCCACUGGGCGGCGCUUCUGCGACAGCGCGGCAUUCGCUUUUGUGCGGUGCCGCGUGGCGGCUCCCCCCACCGGGAGCCCAAUGACGAAGCCUUGGUCGAAGCGCUGCAUGGGCUGGCGCGGAACACUGAGGACAUCGCUCUCUUGACCUCCGACUGCGGCUUCUUGCCCACGCUGCUCGCCAUCCAAGAGCUCACGCUGCUCGCCACGCGCGCGAUGCAAGUGCUCAUUCCUCAGAACCGCUACGGAGUGAUCGCUUGCUACGAGGCUGCAGGGCUUCCAGUGCUCCGGCUGUGCCUGCCACCGGUCGCCUUCACGCGCGUCCGGGCGACGCUGCAGGUGGAUGGCCAGGGGUUUGUGCACCUGGAUCACUCUGAGCCUUUGGACGAAGACCAGGUCCUCGAGCAACAGCAGGCGGUCCUGAAGUUUCUGGACGGCGGCCGUGGACGGCGUCAUCAGGAGUUCCUGAUCCACAACAUGGCCAAGUGGUGGUUCCUGAACUCGAGAGGCCCACUUGUGGUCUAUCCUGAACAGUUCACCAUCCUAGCCAUGCAAGAGCUCAUCCAAACAAAGCAGCAGUGGAAGGAGUGCGACUUCAGCUCCUUGGCCUUCUUCCUGCCCUACUCUUCAGUGAAGGGCCGCUUGAGUGAGGAAGCAGCAAAGACCUAUAGCCAUGUGGAGGCCAAAGCCAUCUUUUUGGGCGAUGGACCAUUCAUGUUGGUGGACUCUCCUGAGUUAACCUCCGAAGCUUUGAGGAAGCUGGGCUACAUGGACGAUGAGUUCAACCAAGACUUGCGGGAGGCCAUGUUUUGCUUUGUGAACUCCAAUGACAACAAGAAUCACUUGCGGAAGAUGAGCCUACUGCCAGUUCCAGGAGAUAGUCUCCAGGACGUGGAACGGAAGCUGCACCGGGCCUUCGUGUCGCAUGGCUCCCAGGGGCGGUGGCAGCGGAAGAACGGCGGCGACGCACGGAAUGGGGCCACGCGGCCGUUGCGGCACAUUCUGCAGAAGGCCCAGAUCUUGGAUCGGAGGAGGAGCUACUCCAAAGCUGAGAUCUUUGAAGCCAUGAAGGUCUACGCGCAGCAGAACGCUUUGCCCGCUGCCAAGACCUUCAAUGCCCUGGCCUUCCGCGUGAUGCGGCAGCAUCUCAAGGACCCACAGUGCCGCCCAGUGAUUGAGUUCGAAGACAAAAGACUCCGCGGCCCAGGGGUGCGGAGCAGUGCGCAGCUGUGGUCCAUGGAAGAUAAGAUUGUCCUCUACAACCCUGAAGACUUUCAUCACAACUCGGGCGAUUUGAGCGACAACUGUACCUUGCUCGGCUGCGUCGUUUGUGUGGCACAGAGGUCGGAAACGGUGCGGGUUCUGUCGGAUGCUCCAAUGAAGGUGGCAGAAACUGGUGGACCGAGCUUGAUAGGCCUGUACAUUCCAAUCCAAUCUUGGAACUAA
Messenger RNA from Durusdinium trenchii, 1779 nucleotides. NCBI's taxonomy places the organism in Eukaryota, Dinophyceae, Suessiales, Symbiodiniaceae. The record is from the annotation of a GenBank genome assembly.